Lithohypha guttulata is the source of this 1515-nucleotide messenger RNA. RefSeq lists its product as uncharacterized. Gene Ontology annotation, molecular function: transmembrane transporter activity. The coding region runs from base 1 to 1515 and encodes 504 amino acids. Gene Ontology annotation, cellular component: membrane. Lineage: Eukaryota; Fungi; Ascomycota; Eurotiomycetes; Chaetothyriales; Trichomeriaceae. Gene Ontology annotation, biological process: transmembrane transport. The transcript is spliced from 2 exons. The record is from RefSeq and is a predicted model, not a curated record.
AUGUCUUCAGUCAGAAGACUCAGCAAUGCUGUCAACUCUAUGAGAGCUGUCAGCGUCACUGAGAAGGAUAUCAAGGCAGAUGUCGAUCUCAUCGAGUCCGCCUCCAAUGACUCAGGUCUUGGAUUUGAUGCAAGGCAGGAGAGGGCUCUCAUCAGCAAGAUCGAUCGAAAGCUCCUUCCACUUCUGACAAUCCUUUAUCUUUUGUCCUUCCUCGACCGGACCAACAUCGGCAAUGCCCGUCUAUUCGGCCUCGAGAAGGAUCUCGGCAUGAAAGGUCUUGACUACAACGUCGCACUCGCCAUUUUCUACCCAACUUACAUUCUUAUUGAGAUCCCUAGCAACAUGAUGUUGAAGAAAUGGACACCAUCAAAAUGGAUCGCAACAAUUAUGUUCGCCUGGGCUAUAGUCACAACACUCAUGGGUAUAGUGAAGAACUACCACGGUCUUUUGGCCGCGCGAAUCUUCCUCGGCCUUGCGGAAGGAGGGCUCUUUCCUGGUGUUGCGUUCUUGAUCACGACUUGGUACCGCAGACACGAGUGUGGCUUUCGCAUUGCUAUCUUCUUCUCAGCCGCAACUGCAGCAGGCGCUUUCGGCGGUCUGAUUGCGAGAGGUGUCAAUGAAAUGAACGGCGUUGGCGGACUUGCAGGCUGGAGAUGGCUGUUUAUCCUUGAGGGUAUUCUCACCUUCAUCUUUGCCAUCGUCGCCUGGUUCUUCCUACACGAUUACCCGGAUACCGCCAAGUUCCUGUCAAGCGCGGAGAAGGCUGAGGUCAAGAGGAGACUCACGCUUGACUCGUCUGGAUUGGCCACCGAAUUCAACCUCAAAUACGCCUACGACGCUCUUAAGGAUUGGAAAGUUUGGGUACAUAUGUGUAUCACCAUCGGUGUUUACACUUGCGUCUACUCAGUCGCCCUUUUCCUACCAACCAUUGUCAGAACUCUUGGCUACACCAACGCCCACGCUCAACUCAUGACCGUUCCACCCUACGUUGUUGCCUGUGUAUGCUGUAUCUUCACAGGUUGGGCCGGUGACAAGACUCAACAAAGAGGUCUCUUCAUGAUGGGCGGCAUGCUGCUUGCUAUUGUCGGUCUUCUGCUCAUGCUUUUCGCCGACGCCAAGCACGCUCAGCAAAAGUACGCCGGUGUGUUCCUCUUCUCCAUGGGUGUCUAUCCCAAUGUCGCUCAAGGUGCUGCUUGGCAAGGAAACAACAAUGGCGGUACUUUGAAGAGAGGUGUUGCUAUGGCUAUGCACGUUGGUUUCGGUAAUGCAGGUGGUAUGAUCGCCUCAUUCGUCUUCUUGCCAAAGGACAGCCCCAGAUUCCAGACUGGAUUGUCGAUUCUCAUUGGUCUUCAAGCCAUGAGCUUCGUCCUCAGUGGAAUUAUGACUACUUACUACAGACGAGAGAACGCACGAAGGAACGCAAAUUACAAGGCACCAGAACUAUAUACUGUUGCUGAGAAGGAUCUCGAGAGAGAGAAGGGCGAUUAUGCUACCUUCUUCAGAUUCACUGUAUAG